CUUCUAUGGCAGCAUCGAAAAGUUCAUGAUUAAUCGCUAAUAAUCUCUAAUUGUAGGUUGAGUAGUUGUUGGGGAACUAUAAAAGCGACCGCUUACUCAUUUCUAGCCAACAGUUUGCACAGGUCACUUGCAGGUUUCAGUUGCUGUUGCAGUUGCUUUUAAAAUCAUUAUGUACUAUAUAAAGUUAUUGCUAAUCAGCCAGCUUGUGGCGCUUAGCUGUACUCAUGUCUGGACCCAUUCGCACGAUUACAUUGACGACGAGUCACUGGAGGAUGUGCAUCAGCCACCCGCAACAACAACAACGCUGCCUCGGAUUGAGCCGGAGAAUGCAGCAACCGCACAGCCCGACCUUGGACUUGAACAACUGGAUGAUGCAGUGGCGGUGCUGAACAAGGGAACUUCUUUGCCGGAAACUACAGUUCAACCGACAACGCUGCCAACGCCACCAACGCCACCAACAACAACAACAACAACAACAAAAAAGCCGACUGAAGAGCCACUCAAACCUAAAGCGCAUCAACCACUUCCUCAUCCACAUCCUCAUCCGUAUCCUCAUCCCUAUCCAUAUUCACAAACGGGCCCGCAUCACGGCCCAUAUCCGUAUCCUUAUCCUCAAGCUGGCCCCGUCACAAAAGGCAUACCAGAGAGUGCAAACGAAGCUGGCUAUCCCGGCUAUCACGGCCAUCCUUAUGCAUCGUAUCCGAUCCCGCGACGAGUCUACUCUUCCUACGGCCCACCCCCGGCUUUCGCACCCCAUGCGUAUCCACCCCGAUUCCCGGGCUAUGCACCUGGCCCUGUCGACAGCUCGGAGAAGCCCAAGCCGGAUAUAGAUGAUGAUGCGACGACUGACGAGAGCAUGAUGAAACCCACUGAGGAGAGCCCCAAACUGCCUGAACAACCACACUUUGGCUAUCCACCCGUCUAUGUGAUCCAGCGUCGUCCUCAGCUGCCAAGUUAUCCAUAUGCCAGUCCUUCCCGUGGCUAUGGCUCUCCCUAUGGCUAUGGCCGCUAGUGAGUACAGUAGUCGCUAGCAAAUACUUAUAGAAAUUACUCACAAAUAAAUGAAUGUAAAUCAUUAAAAGUUAUUGACAGCUGUGAAUUGUAAGCAUUUUUAGCCAGCCUAUGUACAACUUAUGACUACAAGCUUGAUUAAAAUCAAUCGUGUAUAUAAAAAUAAAGAUGCAUAUUAAAAUGAAA
This is a messenger RNA of Drosophila grimshawi, 1197 nucleotides long. Its product is annotated as extensin. The record is from RefSeq and is a predicted model, not a curated record. Lineage: Eukaryota; Metazoa; Arthropoda; Insecta; Diptera; Drosophilidae. The coding region runs from base 170 to 1012 and encodes 280 amino acids. The transcript has 2 exons.